Messenger RNA from Peniophora sp. CBMAI 1063, 828 nucleotides. Lineage: Eukaryota; Fungi; Basidiomycota; Agaricomycetes; Russulales; Peniophoraceae. The record is from the annotation of a GenBank genome assembly.
AUGGCCUCCAUCCUGAACCGUUUCUCAAAGGAUCUAAACAACUCUAUUAAUCAGGUGCAGACCGACCUGCAGUCAAGCAGAUUCGCGCCCCUUCAACGUAGGACCUCCAAUACUUCGAUACGCUCUUAUUCGAGACCGCCCUCAGUGUCGUCUAUUGGCAAUCCGUACAAAUCGGCGCCCUCUAAUCCGCAGAUCACCAGCGUGAGCGCUAAUACGGUGACACCAGCCACGAAUUUGCUCUCCUCUUUCACUUCGAACCUCCCUCCUGCACUCGAACGCAAGUCCGCUGGAAUAAUGGAGUCUGUGCCUGUACCGAAUGCGCCUCCCGGGGCUCCGCCGCUUCCGGCUUUGCCCGCCGAUAUCCCAGUCCCCAACCCGGUAACGCUGCUCGAUACCGAGAAGCCUUUCAAGGAGCGAGUGAAGAUCGUGCUCAGGGAGUUCAGGGAGAUGUUCUCCUCCAUCGCGUACAUCUUCUGGGUACCGCUCAGCUGGUUCUUGACAUUUGCGCACUCCAGCGUGGCGCUCUUCAAAACUAUGAUGCUUCUUCCGCUCACCAUUGUCAUCAACAUCUAUGAGCGUCGCGUCCGCGCUAGGUUCCCCGGUCUGCCUUCCGUCUGGCUUACCUUGAACCUGCUCUUCCCCAACGGGUUCUUCCCGUCAUUCUCUAGCGGGGAGGAUCUUGGCAAGAAGCAUGGAGCCUCGACGAACGGAACAGCAGCGAAUGACUUGCCGACUCUCGACAUCGACAUGGACGCCAUUCGAGCGGGGAACUCGGAUGCAAUUGCUAGUUCGAUAUCCAAUAUUCAAGGCGCUCUAAAGAGGAAGUGA